AUGUCGCCGACGGCACCUGAUGGUUUUGGAGCGAACCCGUUGGACCGUUUGAACCGUGAAGGCUCCUUGGCCAAGGCGGGAGUGGCUGCGCGCGGCGCGACACGCUGCGCGGCGCAGAUGAAUGGCAGCGGCGGCGGCGCGUGGGCGGAGCGGCCACCGCGUUACGUAAACAGCGCCGCGGCCGCCGCGCGAGUUUGUUCAGACGCCGCCGAAUGUGGCAUUCAUCCUUCACUCUGGGCCAUUUGCAUACGCGCUUUCGCCUCUUCGGCCGACACAAUACGUAUCCACCCGGAAUGCUUGCUCCCCAGGGAAGAUGACAUAGUGAAGAAGACUAAUUCACGUGAUGGUGAGCCCCACCGUCGUGUGGCCGGGACUAGGGGGCUGCCGUCCCCUGUUGUCCUCCGCCCUCCGUCCUCGCGCUGUGCUCCCUCCCGCGGCGGAAGCUUCGAGACGCGCGGCCGCGCGCGAACUUGGCUAUUGGAGGAGCUCUGUCGCGCGGGGUGCCGCGGGGGGGUCCCGGCGGGGGGCCGUGCGAGGAGGGGGCGCUCAAGGCCCCCCAGGGCGUGGUCCGGGCGUGGCCGCGGCGGCGCGCGCGGCGGAGACGCCUCGCUCGGCGCGACGUAUAAAAGCGCGCGCGGCUCGUCCCGGAGCAUCAGCUGGCGACUCCUCCGCUCCCCCGGCACUCGUGACUCCCGCAGCAGCUCGCGCUCCGCUCCACUCCAAGAAAUGGCUCUCAAGCUGGUUCUCGUCCUUUGCCUGGUGGCGGCGGCCCUGGCGGCGCCCCAAGCCGACCGCUACCCCGCCGGCCUCAACCCGGCGCUGUGCCCCAACUACCCUCACUGCGACAACAGCUUGAUCGCCGCGUACGGCCCCGCGGCGGCCGCCGCGCCCCGCGCGCGCGAGUACCCCGCUGGCGUGCCCGCCGCCGCCUGCCCCAACUACCCGUUCUGCAACGUCAACCUGCACGCGCCGCCCCUGCCCGGCUUCUCGGCGCGCCUCUACCCCGCCGGCAUAAUGGCGAAUUCUGGUUACCGACCAACUGCCCAAAGGAUAUUCUAGUUCAAAGUUUUCUUUCUCCCACUUAGACCAAUAGUGCUGAUGAGCGACACCAUCGGUAAUGCAGAGAGCAGCUUUGUCGGCGACGGCAAUGGGCGCUAUGGUAGACCGAAUGGUGGAUAUGAGGUUUUGCAGAGCUGAAAAAUACCCCUAUUUUAUCCCUAGCCCAGCAAUUAGCACAAAAGGUGAUGAAAAUGUUCAAAAAACAAUUGUUUGUAUAUGAAGUAAUAUUUUUGUACCUAUUUGAAUGUUUAUUGCAAUAAAUUUUUGGUUAGAAAACAA
This is a messenger RNA of Gryllus bimaculatus (two-spotted cricket), 1338 nucleotides long. The record is from the annotation of a GenBank genome assembly. NCBI's taxonomy places the organism in Eukaryota, Metazoa, Arthropoda, Insecta, Orthoptera, Gryllidae.